GCUCUCUCACACCUCAUAUGCUCUCCACCUCGUUCAGCCGUCCGCCAUCGCCGGAAAUCGCCUCACGGCGGCGGACAGUUUCCUAAGCGACCCAAAUUUUCACCCUAUGAUCUCCAGCACCUCCUCUUUCUAUACCCCCUAGCCUCAUCCUUCAAAACCUUCCGAAAUUUCAGUUAUAGCAGAUCUAGGAACCUAAAUUCAUCCCCUUUUUAAUUUUUCCCAAAUUCCGGCCUAUUUUGAUUAAAUGCCAACACCAAUCGACUUCUCCCGACGGGUACUACCAUUUCACGGUGGUCUUGGACCGUCGGAAACCCUAGCCGCUCCUGUUUGGAUUUUGUUUUCGGUCAUUUGGGUUCGAAAUAGACAUCAGUCGAUUGCUCUUGAUAAGAGCAAUCGAUUGAUGGCAGUUUUUGACUCAUCACUUGGCCACGUUAGUCCGGUCAGAUUUUGCCUCUGCUUUUGUCCGCCAUUUUUGCUUCGAUGGCUGUUUCUUAAGGGUAAAUCGGUAUAUCCACUCAUUUUUCCUAUUCGUUUGUUGAUUGUGUUUCUUUUGAUUGAUUAAUUACGUUUUUAUUUUUAUUUGCAUGAUCAAUUAGAAUAGUUAAUAUGUUGAGUUAGGUUAAUUAAGAGUCAGCAUUUAGUAUAAUUAGAGUUCAAAAUAUAGUAUUUGUUGUGUUGAUUUUCUUUUGGGCUUUCUCCUAUUGAAGCCGGAUUGGGCCUGGCUUGGGCCAUUUGGCCAUGGCACUUGGCCCAGACCUGAUCAGAUAGUGUGAAGUAACACCUGGCACUUUUCAGUUGCAAAAUAUUCCCUCCCUUCUCAUUUCUCUAAAUUCACGGUGAAAUAUUCCCCUCCCUGUCAGACCCUCUCUCUAUUCUAACACCUAUAUACACUCCUGAGGGCAGAAUUUAGACGACACUCCCUCAUUUUUCAUAGACGGAUCUUCUCUUUUACCAUUAGAAAUUCAUUUUUUGUAAUACACUCACAUACAAUUAGGACUCACAGUAAAAAAAAAAACUGAAAAGAAAAGAGAAUUUCAAAAGGUAUUGGAGUUCCUAUCAUUCUGUCUCAAUAAUUUCUGGAUUUUUGUUUGGCUGUGGGUUUAAAGUUGGAGCUGUGUGGUUGAUUCUGCCUGGUUGAACUCUUCUCAUCUGCAGCGGGCCUUGUCUAGCUCUUUUCAGUGUUGUUUCUGCAGUUAAGUUCCCAACAAUGAAGACGGAAACCGAAACAAAGCUAUGGCUCUCUCUUUUUCUGGCCAUGUACACAGCCAUCACUUUUCUUCUGCUUAUUGAUGGUACUUUUGUUCAGCAACAUCAUCUCGAGUAUAGUAUUGUUGCAUUUAGUUUCAUGAUGGCCUUUGGUUUGAUGGGGGCGAAUUUCCUUUUUGAGGGUGGGGAGCUUCCGGUUCUAGAAAAUAGGAAGUAUGUCAAGUAUUGCAAUCUAGUUGGCCCAGUUUCAUGUAUCUUUGUUGUUCUUUUACUGCAUGAUAGACAGCCUAUCAGUGAUUGUAUCUAUUGGGUGCUUCUUUGUGCACCGGUGGGCUCCUUUUCCCUUAUCAUGAUGCUGAGGCCCGUCAGUACGGACAUGGGAUCAUUUUAUCCAUUCUGCAUACUGGCCUUUAGUAUCUCGCUCAGAGACUAUCACUAUUCCUGGAAGACUUGGGCUGCCAUGGCACUAUCCCUAUUCCUUAUGUUUACGAGAGCCCAUAUGGAGACUAGGACUAUUUCUGCUAUUGCUGCGAGGAAGAGGGCCCUUCGUGAUGCUGUUGAGUCGUCUACUGGUGCUGGUGCUGAUGCUUAGUGGAGUUCUUUAGGGCACUAUUUAGAAAAGCUGCUACUUUUUAAUUUUGUUAAUUGGCUUCAAUCAUGUCCAAGUUAAUAGGUAGAGGUUGUAGAGAACAACUUGAUUGUGGGCGUGCUGUAAAAUGGAGAUUGACUGUUUAAUUGGUCAUGAGUUAAGUAAGUUCAGGCUUC
Messenger RNA from Nicotiana attenuata, 1971 nucleotides. RefSeq lists its product as uncharacterized. The record is from RefSeq and is a predicted model, not a curated record. The transcript is spliced from 3 exons. Lineage: Eukaryota; Viridiplantae; Streptophyta; Magnoliopsida; Solanales; Solanaceae. The coding region runs from base 1208 to 1798 and encodes 196 amino acids.